CACACACACACACAGAGAGAGAGAGAGAGAGAGAGCAGCGCUGCAUGGUCAUUCUGGUGACCAUAAAAAAAAAAGAACAGACACGUAUCAUUUUAUGCCCUCUCUCAGACUCCAAGGUACCAGGUAGCAGCCGUUCCCGGGCAGAUGUGGUUUCAGAAGCGAGCGAGUGGGCUUGGCAUUGGCACACACACUAGUCUAGAUAUUUCGAUUUCCCACGUGCAUCUCUACCCCAUCUCUCCAUCAAGCUCUCUCUAUAUAUGCUCACAACGCCGCGGCACAUGACACCAGCCAUAAGCACAGAAAUUAAGCUCCUUGAACUCCAAGCAGCAGCUAGCAGUAGCAUCAUCACAUCUCGACUACUAGCUAGUUUCAGUCACCGGCCGCUCACAGCUAGCUAGCUAGCUAGCUGCAGCUGCUGGGUGCUCUGGCUGCUGCUUAAUUAACCACCAGUCCGGCCGAUCUGACCUGAGCUAGCUACAGGGCUGGGCGCGCGCCAUGAUUAACCUGAACCUGAAGCAGCCUCUCAUGCUGCCCGCGCACCAGAGCAAUGUCGUCGUCGGCUCGCGCCUGGCGUCGUCGCCCUCAGCGGCGGCCGUCAGCAGGCCUCGGAGGGGCGGUGCUGGCGUGUCCUCCUCCUCCUCCCGCUCCCGGUCCUCGUCCCGGCGGCACACGCGGCUGCCGAGGAUCAGCUGCAGCGCCACCGAGGAGGUCAGCGGCGCCGUGGCGGCCGUCACCGUGGAGCCGCCGCAGAUGCUGACGGUGACGGCCACGGUGGAAGCGUCGCCGGCCAUCGGGCAGAUGUACUUCGAGCGCGCCCUCGACGACGUCGGCGACCUCCUCGGCAAGACGCUGCUCUUGGAGCUCGUCAGCUCCGAGCUCGACGCAAAGUCUGGCCUGGAGAAGCCGCGGGUGGCGGCGUUCGCGCACAAGACGCUUCGCGAGGGCCACUACGAGGCGGAGUUCAAGUUGCCGGCGUCGUUCGGUCCGGUGGGCGCCGUGCUGGUGGAGAACGAGCACCACAAGGAGAUCUUCAUCAGGGAGAUCAAGCUCGUCACCGGCGGCGACACCAGCACCGCCGUCACCUUCGACUGCAACUCCUGGGUGCACUCCAAGUUCGACAACCCCAACAAGCGCAUCUUCUUCACCCUCAAGUCCUACUUGCCCUCUGACACGCCCAAGGGCCUGGAGGAGCUGAGGAAGAAAGACCUACAGGCGCUGCGCGGCGACGGGAGCGGCGAGCGCAGGCUGUUCGAGCGCGUCUACGACUACGACGUGUACAACGACCUGGGCGACCCGGACAAGCACCCCACCCACCAGCGUCCCAUCCUCGGCGGCAGCAAGCGGUUCCCCUACCCGCGCCGGUGCCGCACCGGCCGCCCCAGGACCAAGAGCGACCCGCAGACGGAGAAGCGCGACGGCCGGCACCACUACGUGCCCCGCGACGAGCAGUUCUCGGAGGUGAAGCAGCUCACGUUCGGCGCCACCACGCUGCGGUCCGGCCUCCACGCGCUGCUGCCGGCGAUCAGGCCGCUGCUCCAAAACAGGAAGGAGCUCCGGUUCCCUCACUUCCCGUCCAUCGACGGCCUCUACAGCGACGGCAUCCCGCUGCCGGCGCAGACCGGUUUCGACGCCAUCCGCAGCGUCGUCCCUCGCGUCGUCAAGCUCGUCGGCGAAACCACCGAUCACGUCCUCCGCUUCGAGGUCCCCGAGAUGAUUGAGAGGGACCGGUUCUCGUGGUUCAAAGACGAGGAGUUCGCGAGGCAGACGAUCGCGGGGCUGAACCCGGUGUGCAUCCAGCUCCUGAGGGAGUUCCCCAUCAGGAGCAAGCUGGACGAGGAGGUGUACGGUCCGGCGGAGUCCGCCAUCACCAAGGAGAUCCUGGAGAAGCAGAUGAACGGCGCCAUGACGGUGGAGCAGGCGGUGGCGGCGAAGCGGCUCUUCAUCCUGGACUACCACGACGUGUUCCUGCCCUACGUGCACAAGGUGCGGGAGCUGCCGGACACGACGCUCUACGGCUCCCGCACCGUCUUCUUCCUCACGGACCUGGGCACGCUCAUGCCGCUGGCCAUCGAGCUGACGCGCCCCAAGUCGCCGACCAAGCCGCAGUGGAAGCGGGUGUUCACGCACGGCCCGGACGCCACCGACGCCUGGCUGUGGAAGCUGGCCAAGGCGCACGUGCUCACCCACGACACGGGGUACCACCAGCUGGUCAGCCACUGGCUGCGCACGCACUGCUGCGUGGAGCCCUACAUCAUCGCCGCCAACCGGCAGCUGAGCCGGCUGCACCCGGUGUACCGCCUGCUGCACCCGCACUUCCGCUACACCAUGGAGAUCAACGCGCUGGCCAGGGAGGCGCUCAUCAACGCCGACGGCAUCAUCGAGGAGUCCUUCUGGCCCGGGAAGUACGCCGUCGAGCUCAGCUCAGUGGCGUACGGCGCGACGUGGCAGUUCGACACGGAGGCGCUGCCCAACGACCUCGUCAAGCGAGGGCUCGCCGUGCGCCGGGACGGCGACGGCGACGGCGAGCUGGAGCUCACCAUCAAGGACUACCCCUACGCCCACGACGGGCUCAUGAUCUGGAACUCCAUCAAGCAGUGGGUGACCGACUACGUCGGCGUCUACUACAAGUCCGACGAGGCCGUCGCCGGCGACACGGAGCUGAAGGCGUUCUGGGACGAGGUGCGGAACGUGGGGCACGGCGACAAGAAGGACGAGCCGUGGUGGCCCGUGCUCAACACCCGGGACAGCCUCGUGGAGACGCUCACCACCAUCAUGUGGGUCACCUCCGGCCACCACUCGGCCGUCAACUUCGGGCAGUACCACUACGGCGGCUACUUCCCGAACCGGCCGACCACCAUACGGAAGAACAUGCCGGUGGAGGAGGGCCGGGACGAGGAGAUGAGGAAAUUCCUCUCGCAGCCGGAGACGACGCUGCUGGACAUGAUGCCGACGCAGAUGCAGGCCAUCAGGAUCAUGACGACGCUGGACAUCCUGUCGUCGCACUCGCCCGACGAGGAGUACAUGGGGGAGUUCGCGGAGCCGUCGUGGCUGGUGGAACCCAUGGUGAAGGCGGCGUUCGAGAAGUUCAGCGGCAGGAUGAAGGAGAUCGAGGGAUUCAUCGACGAGUGCAACAACAACCCGGAGAACAAGAACCGGUUUGGAGCCGGGAUCGUGCCGUACGAGCUGCUCAAGCCCUUCUCCAAGCCGGGAGUCACCGGGAGGGGCAUCCCCUACAGCAUCUCUAUCUGAUGUCAUCGAGACCUCAUCCUCAGCAUUAGUUUCUUGGUAUCAGGCUCAACAGUCUCUCAGCUCCAUCCCCAAUAAGUUCAAAAAGAAAAAAGAAAAAAAAAGCUCUACUCCCAAUGGGAGGUUGCAUUAUUGCAUGCAGAGGCUGCUUGUCAAAUAAAAUGUACUCUGAUCUACGAUUGUAUUGUACCAUGGAUUGUACACUUGAGUUACUACCAUUUACUACCAAACUACUAACACAGCCUCUCUUUUUUUU
This is a messenger RNA of Sorghum bicolor (sorghum), 3502 nucleotides long. Its product is annotated as lipoxygenase 2.3, chloroplastic-like. NCBI's taxonomy places the organism in Eukaryota, Viridiplantae, Streptophyta, Magnoliopsida, Poales, Poaceae. The coding region runs from base 496 to 3249 and encodes 917 amino acids. Gene Ontology annotation, biological process: lipid oxidation. The transcript has 4 exons. Gene Ontology annotation, molecular function: oxidoreductase activity, acting on single donors with incorporation of molecular oxygen, incorporation of two atoms of oxygen; metal ion binding; protein binding. The record is from RefSeq and is a predicted model, not a curated record.